CUUCCCAAGGCCCAAUCUCCUGUCUCACCCGGGAAAAACAAUCUCACUCCGUUGCAACGUCCCCCCUCCCCCUCGUCCGCCAUGGCGACAUCCAAACCUGCAGUCAUCAUCUGCCAUGGCUCUUACCACAGUCCCGCCCCCUACGAGCCCCUGAUGGAGCACCUUCGCUCGGAAGGGUUCGAGGCAUAUUGUCCCCACCGUCCGACAUGCAACCUCAAGGAGCUAAAUGUGGGCGACGUCGACAACCCUGACUUCAACCGAGGCCCACCUCCCGAGGGGUUUCCUAGUGACACCAAGGACGUAGAUGUGGUAGUCCAGCUACUAAGGGAACUUAUCGGAAAUGGGAAGUACGUCCUUCUCAUGGCGCAUUCAUCGGGUGGCUGGGUCGCAACCCAAGCGGCUAUCCCUGAACUUCAGAGCAAAAAUCGCCGAGCAAAAGGUCAAGCGGGCGGCAUCAUCGGUCUGUUCUAUUUGGGGGCCUUUGUGAUCCCGGUAGGCGAAUCGGUCCACAGUUUCUUCCAACCAAAGGAUGGUCCUCCGGUGACUCCGCCAUUCAUGCGAUUCUACGAACCCGGAGUCUCCGGAGUCGGAACUAUUGUGAACGCAAGGGAAUACUUGUUCAAUGACUUGGAUGCCGAAUCCGCUGACCGGUGGGCGGCCACGCUGACAGCCUCGCCCGUCAUGACCGGCGUGUUGACGAAUGACGCCUACUCCGUCUUACCAUGCGCAUAUCUGGUCCUGGAUAAUGAUCGUACGCUGCCAAAGGACUACCAGGAGGCAAUGAUCGCCCUCCAGACCCAGAGUGGGAAUGUCUUUACUGUUUACCAUGCACCCUCAGGCCAUUCCCCUCAUCUGAGCUGGACGGAGCAUCUGGUCGAAAAGGUCAAGGAAUUUACAGAAGCAAUCACCGGUAUUUCUGUUUCCGCGAUUGCGAAGGAUUAGAUUAAACCCUGCGCGACGGAAAUUAGACAUUUGAGGUACAUGGACAAGUAGUGCAUGAAUCAGAAUGCCCAAACCCACUGUUGGUUCUUUACAUGGAUCAUCCACGCUACUGUGGCCUGGCGCAGACUAAAAGAUACUACGCAGCGAAUGUAGUCUCCGCUAAUCCCGAAUAAGUACGGCUGUGUGCGAAUCAGAC
This is a messenger RNA of Aspergillus steynii IBT 23096, 1138 nucleotides long. RefSeq names its product alpha/beta hydrolase. Bases 82 to 942 code for a protein of 286 amino acids. NCBI's taxonomy places the organism in Eukaryota, Fungi, Ascomycota, Eurotiomycetes, Eurotiales, Aspergillaceae. The record is from RefSeq and is a predicted model, not a curated record. The transcript has 2 exons.